Messenger RNA from Oikopleura dioica, 471 nucleotides. The record is from the annotation of a GenBank genome assembly. NCBI's taxonomy places the organism in Eukaryota, Metazoa, Chordata, Appendicularia, Copelata, Oikopleuridae.
AUGACGAUGUCAAAAGAUCUCAAGUCCGGUCCCAUCAUGAAGCGGAAACGCUCUUCAGAGGGUUCUCGCCCAAGCAAGAAACAUCGAGUCUCCUUCAUCGACGAACAGUUCGGUGGCCCUGAGAUCAGGCGAAUUCCAAGCAACACCUCUUUGCCUGGCAGCUCUUCGCCAACCGCGCUGAAGCGUCGACCCAGCAGUGAGUCUAUCCCUUCGCCUCGUUCUGAAAAGAGCCUCACUCGGACCGAGAAGAUGCUCAGGAUGGCCAGGCCUGAAGGGUCACCUCGAAUGCGCCCGCUUCCGCCCUCGAUUCCGGAGCCGACUACUAACGAUCGCGAAGCCGCCUAUAAUGCUAUCAAGGAGGCGAUCAACGCGAACAUCGAAAACGUCACUGACGAAGAUCGACUUUCGCUGAUCACCAGAAUUAGUCGCCGAAAACGACGAACCAGUUCUUCCAACUUGGGGCAAAGUUAG